Messenger RNA from Ceratotherium simum simum (southern white rhinoceros), 1174 nucleotides. The record is from RefSeq and is a predicted model, not a curated record. NCBI's taxonomy places the organism in Eukaryota, Metazoa, Chordata, Mammalia, Perissodactyla, Rhinocerotidae.
AUGGCAGUGUGCAGUUCUGGAGACUGUUCUGCCGUCACCAGGCCUGGGUUUGCAUUGCCUUUUCACCGCGGCCGAUCAUGGGCGCCCCUGAGCAUUCCUGCUCCUGAUGCGAGUGUCCUGAGUGGGGAUGAUGCAGCCUUCUUUUCAGGCGACUGUGAACGACAAUCCCUGGCCGGCGGCUGUGACAGCCUUUGUCCCGCGAGAGUGAGCAGGGGGAGAACAAGGGCACUCAAGGAGGUGCUUGCUGGCGCCGGCGCCACGCCCCUCUCCCGGCGGGAGCCGGUGAAGGACGAGCAGCCCGGGCUCACCGAGCGCCCGGUGCCCGCCCCGCCCGGAGUUCGUCCUGCGAGACACGGGCCUCCGUCCUCAAGGCCGGCAAGACCGCCGGGGGCGGGAGGAUCAGCGCCCGGGAGCUCCCACCGCGCCAGAACCCGGAGCCCGGAAGCCCCGCCGCCCGGCCUGGCCGCCUGGCGCGCCCGCGUCCGCCGCGACCCGCGCCACUUCCUGCGCCUGUGUGCGCACCUCGACUGCACGCCCGACGUCUGGGCGCUGCACGACUGGAGCGCCUGGCUGACGCCCUUCACGAGCCCAGGCGGCCGCCGCUUCGACACGGCCUUCUUCGUGUGCUGCCUGCGCGAGCCGCCGCCCGUCUGCCCGGACUUGGCCGAGGUGGUGGCCUACCAGUGGUCAUCUCCAUCAGAGGCAACUGAAUGUUUCGUAGCAGAAAAAAUUUGGUUGGCACCCCCACAGUUCUACGAAAUAAGAAGACUGGAAAACUUUGCCUCUCUCUCUGACUUGCACAAGUUUUGUUUGGAUCGUGCAUUAGAAGGGACGGAACGGUGGCUGCCAAUCACAUUAUUAACCGCUGAUGGGAGGCUCCAGCUUUUACCAGGUGAUGAGCUAUACUUAGAAGAUUCAGACUUUUUAGAAAAUCUUUUGUCCACUGAAAAAAAGAAUGAAGAAAUUGUGAAGGAAGGCAAGAAACUUCACCGAAUAGUGAUAUACAGUCGUCAUGUUUAUAGUAUCUACGUGACUGUUCAGUCAGCAUAUAAACACGUUUAUCCUAAGAACUAUGUAGUAAGUAAGAGCCGUUUGUAGAGUACUGCUUAUUUGUAAACUGGCCUACCUGAUGGUGUCCUAAUGAAUAAUGAAAGUUGACUAGCUUGCUUGGAAC